AUGCCAGCUCAAGACGUAUUGACCAGAAAGACCGGUGUCAUUGUCGGUGACGAUGUCAAGGCUUUGUUCGACUACGCUAAGGAACACAAGUUUGCCAUUCCAGCUAUCAACGUGACCUCUUCUUCCACUGUUGUUGCUGCUUUGGAAGCUGCUAGAGACAACAAAUCUCCAAUCAUUUUGCAAACUUCCAACGGUGGUGCUGCUUACUUUGCUGGUAAGGGUGUUUCCAACGAAGGCCAAAAUGCUUCUAUCAGAGGUUCUAUCGCUGCUGCUCACUACAUCAGAUCCAUUGCUCCAGCUUACGGUAUCCCAGUUGUUCUACACACCGAUCAUUGUGCUAAGAAGUUGCUACCAUGGUUCGAUGGUAUGCUAAAGGCUGACGAAGAAUACUUCGCUAAGCACGGUGAACCAUUGUUCUCCUCCCACAUGUUGGAUUUGUCCGAAGAAACUGAUGAGGAAAACAUUGGUCUAUGUGUCAAAUACUUCACCAGAAUGGCCAAGAUCCACCAAUGGUUGGAAAUGGAAAUCGGUAUCACCGGUGGUGAAGAAGAUGGUGUCAACAACGAAGGUACUUCUAACGACAAACUUUACACCACUCCAGAAACUGUUUUCUCUGUCCACGAAGCUUUGUCCAAGAUCUCUCCAAACUUCUCCAUUGCCAGUGCCUUCGGUAACGUCCACGGUGUUUACAAGAUCGCCGCUGCCCUAAAACCAGAAUUGUUGGGUACUUUCCAAGACUACGCUGCUAAGCAAUUAAACAAGAAGGCAGAAGACAAGCCAUUGUACUUGGUCUUCCACGGUGGUUCCGGUUCCUCCACCAAGGACUUCCAUACUGCCAUCGAUUUCGGUGUCGUAAAGGUCAACUUGGAUACUGACUGUCAAUUCGCUUACUUGUCCGGUAUCAGAGACUACGUCUUGAACAAGAAGGACUACUUGAUGACCCCAGUCGGUAACCCAACCGGUGAAGACUCUCCAAACAAGAAGUACUACGACCCAAGAGUCUGGGUUAGAGAAGGUGAAAAGACCAUGAGCAAGAGAAUCACUCAAGCUUUGGAAAUCUUCCGUACUAAGGGUGCUUUGGAAUAA
This is a messenger RNA of Kluyveromyces lactis, 1086 nucleotides long. RefSeq names its product fructose-bisphosphate aldolase FBA1 (gene FBA1). The record is from RefSeq and is a predicted model, not a curated record. The coding region runs from base 1 to 1086 and encodes 361 amino acids. The transcript has a single exon. Gene Ontology annotation, biological process: gluconeogenesis; glycolytic process. Gene Ontology annotation, cellular component: cytosol. Lineage: Eukaryota; Fungi; Ascomycota; Saccharomycetes; Saccharomycetales; Saccharomycetaceae. Gene Ontology annotation, molecular function: zinc ion binding; fructose-bisphosphate aldolase activity.